UGGUGUGUUUCCCUUUUCCGAAUUCCCAUCAUAAUCUCCCAUUAAUCAUUCAUUCCCUUACAGAAGAGCCAUGGAGUCCAGGAGUUGGAGUGUAUUGGCUCUUCUACCCUUUCUUGCCUCCCUUGUUCUCUUCUACUUCGACAUCUCCCCAAAGCCAUCCACAAGCAAGUGCAGUCUUCAUUCUAAUAGCCAUUUUUGGAUAGCUAGCAGGCGUAUUGUGACACCCGAAGGAACUAUUUCUGGUGCAGUUGAGGUGAAUGGAGGAAGCAUCAUAUCUGUGGUUGAUGAAGUAACUUGGCGUGGAAUGGUUAAGAGUGUAGAUGUAGUUGACUACGGGGAGGCUGUUGUUAUGCCUGGUUUGAUCGACGUGCAUGCACAUCUUGAUGACCCUGGGAGGACCGAAUGGGAAGGUUUUCCUUCUGGGACACGAGCAGCCGCUGCUGGUGGCUUGACAACAUUGAUUGACAUGCCUCUUAACAGUUUCCCAUCAACAGUUUCAGAAGAAACUUUGAAGCUUAAGGUUGAGGCUGCUAGAGGGAGAAUCUAUGUUGACGUCGGUUUCUGGGGAGGUUUGGUCCCAGAAAAUGCAUUCAAUGCAAGUGCUUUGCAGAGUCUCUUAAGUGCUGGAGCCCUUGGCUUGAAGUCUUUCAUGUGCCCUUCAGGCAUCAAUGACUUUCCGAUGACAAAUUCAUCCCAUAUUAAGGAAGGACUAGCUAUGUUGGCAAAGUACAAAAGGCCUCUACUUGUACAUGCAGAAUUGGAACAAGAGCUUGAGAUUGAGUUUGACCUUAAAGAUGAUGCCAGGGAUGUUAGAUCUUACUCAACAUACCUAAAGACAAGGCCUGCAUCAUGGGAAGAAGCCGCAGUCAGAGAGCUUUUAACUAUAACAAAAGACACUAGGGAUGGUGGGUCUGCUGAGGGUGCUCAUCUCCAUAUUGUUCAUUUAUCUGAUGCAGGUUCUUCUUUACAAUUGAUUAAGGAAGCGAAAAAGAAUGGUGAUAGUGUGAGUGUCGAAACCUGCCCACAUUAUCUAGCUUUUGCAGCUGAAGAAAUCCCCUAUGGCGAUACACGUUUCAAGUGUGCUCCACCUAUCCGGGACUCAGCCAACAGAGAUGAAUUAUGGGCUGCUCUCUUGGAUGGAAGCAUAGACAUGUUAAGCUCAGACCAUUCGCCUUCUGAGCCAGCACUUAAGCUCUUAAGAGAGGGAAAUUUCUUGAAAGCAUGGGGUGGCAUAUCUUCUUUGCAGUUUGUUCUUCCUGUAACAUGGACAUAUGGGAAGAAACAUGGAGUCACUUUUGAAGAGAUGGUUUCAUGGUGGAGUGAGAAGCCUGCUAAGCUUGCUGGUCUUAACUCAAAGGGAUCAAUUGUUAGCGGCAAAGACGCAGACAUUGUAAUUUGGCAACCAGAAACAGAGUUCGAUUUGGAUGAUAAUCAUCCUAUCCACCUCAAGCAUCCUAGUAUCUCUGCAUAUUUGGGGUCGAGGCUUUCCGGGAAGGUUUUAGCGACAUUUGUAAGAGGAAAUAUUGUUUUUCGAGAGGGAAAACAUGCCCCCAAUGCUUGUGGUGUACCCAUUCUUGCAACAUAAAGUUGAACACUGCUAGAGUCACCCCAACUCUCACCCCACCUUUCACCCCGGCUUUCUAACACACAUCCAGUGGAUGUGUCUUAAAAGACGGGAUGGAAGGUGGGGUACCCCUAGUGUGGUCCUAUAAUGUCAUAAACCCAAUUAUUGCAUAUUCAAAUGAUAAUUCUUAUGGUAAAAAACUUAUUGUUAUUUU
Messenger RNA from Cuscuta campestris, 1778 nucleotides. The record is from the annotation of a GenBank genome assembly. Lineage: Eukaryota; Viridiplantae; Streptophyta; Magnoliopsida; Solanales; Convolvulaceae.